ACUUGUAGAUGGAACACCUAGCACCCAGACGUGUUUUUCGCAAUUGCGCUAUCACAGCAUACCCACAAAUGGCUGAGUCUCUCAACUUUCGUGAUUUGAAUGUCGUUUUAAGAGAUAAUCCUCACCGCUCUAACCGAACAGAUGAAGAUGGCGAUGAUAUAGACGUGCACCCUGAAGGUGAUAUUGAUUUAUCCACCGCGAGGGGGACUGUUCGAAACCCCAGUAACGUCACAAUGGCGGACAGGGCGGCCCAUCCAGGAAGUACAAUCGUCAUAACGGUUAGAGCGUGUGGCAUUCAUCCAACUGUCCUAGACAUAAGGUGUUCCGAUCAUCUACAAGUACUGCGGCAAACAGGGGACAAUCAGAGGUAACCAUUUUUGUAGUGUCAUAGGUUGAAUUUUCUUCACUUUUUUUUUCAAUGGAAAAAUAACUUAAAAUAUAUUCAAUAUUUUUUUCUAAAGUAAAAAUUCCAAUCUUCAUCCAAGGUUAUUUUGCGCUGUGAAAAUGUCGUACUUUUUGGAUGCAUGCAAAAAAAAAAUGUAUGGACAUUUAGAUAAAAAAUUAUUUGUUUUUAUAGUUUUCUCAAAAAACUACUUCAAAAAGAUACUUCAAAAAGAUACUUCAAAAAGAUACUUCAAAAAGAUACUUCAAAAUUUUAAGUGUGUGGGUGAUGUCGGUAUGGGAGUGAGAUUACUUACUGAUGGACGCUUAAUAGUUAUACUCUAUUGAAGUAUCAAAUCCAACUUGUGUCUGGACAAUACAUUUUCUGCAUUUCAAUCGUGUGUGUAACAACACCACACCAGCGUAGCUCCCAGACGUGCCCUAUGCUCGGCACAACGCCAAAGGAAGCGUCCUGUGAAAUGGUCUAUUUCAGAAAGAGUUGAUCAGAAUUCAUUCUUUUAAAAAUAAGUAACGAUGUUCUGAGGUUUAAGUUUCUAACAUUUAGUUUUGAGAACCAUUCCUAAUCCUAUAGCCCUAACUACCAUUUUUCGCGCCCUUGAACUACAUGAGUUUCUCUCUGACAAUUGUCAAAACGUGUCCGGGAGAUGACCACCCCACAGAAGAUGACCACCCCACAGGAGAUGACCACCCCACAGGAGAUGACCACCCCACAGGAGAUGACCACCCCACAUCUCUCUAACACCAUUUGAAAUCUCUUGAACAUUGACGAAAUUGGAUACAUUGGAAUCUUCAUUCAAAAUUGAACCAAACUUUCGCCUCUCUUAUCCACUCUAUUAUUGGACAAUCGUAAAAUGCUGAAUUUUGUCUUCAGUAAAAGCAUCUCCUAAGACAUGUUCACGUCUGAAACAGCCUGACGUGUGGUUGUUGUUUUAAAGAAAGAAAGAGUGUUCCUCUCAUAAGAAUGUCGCCUACACUCACUUUAUCGCUCACGAACUUUACUCUUCGCAAAGUAAAGAAGAACGACUUUCAUAUUUUGAAAGAAAAUAGUAACGCAGCUUUCUUCGCGCCCAUGAAUUGUACAAGGAAACAAAAAAAAAAUAGGGCUCUACUUUUAAUAUUGCAUUUUUGCAUUUUCACGAUUGUAAAAUUAUUGGAUUUUUGGUUUAAUUGUUAUUAUUUUUUGUUUUGAGGUAGUCGUACCCUUAUGUCAACGCCAUUGAACUAUAUUUCCUGAAUUGGUAAAAGAAAAUGUAGCACCUAUUUUUUCCCGACUGGAUUCCAGAUAUUGUCCUCCACAUCAAAUGUACAGACCCAAUUCCCUGCACCUUAUUGGUGUUUACCGAAGAAUGUCAAUUGAUCAAAUCCACCCUGUCAUUAUUAGGCGUAUCUUGUGCUGUAUGGGGCUAAAUGAAAGAAUUACCCCCCCCCCCACACACACACACACAAUACGUUUUGUAUCCACUGGUUGAUUUUUUUUCUAAUAGUGAAAUAUUUCUCUCUAUUCCAGAGACUCGGCAACAAGACUUCUCUUUGGACAAAAUUUAUAAAUCAUUGUAAAUAAGGAGCAGCAUUCAAAGUUAAGUGAAAACACAGUUAAAACUCUUGACUUUAACGAGCUUCUGCUGUAAAUAAUAUGUAUUUAAUUUAUCUUUUUUAAAAUUUAAAGUUUUCUAUAACGGUGUGAUUCAAGUGAAACGCGCUUUGAAUCCAAUGCCUAAAUGCUCAACAGUAACGUUUGGUGGCUGAAGCCCGGAUGGAGAAGAUACGUUCAGAACAUCACGUCAAGUAGACUCGGAAUACAUUACCGAGUGUUCUUGGACUACUUAUCCAGUUUUUUUCGUUGUGGAUAAGUAGACAAAGCUCCUAUAAAUGAGACCUGUGUGGUGAUUAGUUUGAUCCAUGGAAAGGAUGAUCUAGUCCUGCGAAGUAUAAACCACCGCCUUAUAUGGCGGGCGGAUGACAGAAACAAUUUUUUUUUUUUUAAAUUGUAUGGUCAUCCAUCGUAACAACUAUUCUUACUUAUGCAACAAUAUCAUACAUCCUGCUGAAAAGUCUGUAAUGUCGACAAGACAAGGAAGUCUGAAGUCUUAUAUGGUCUCAAGUGAAUCAUAAAAGAGACCAUAAGUGGCAUGAUUAUUAUUGGAUUAAGCUCAAAGUCAGAGAAGAGAAUGCAAAUGUACAUUAUCCAUAAACUAUAAUCAAUGGCUUAAAUGACCCACUUAUCUCCAUCAAUUACUGAGUUAUCCCCAUCAAAUACCCAGUUAUCUUCACAAUUACCUAGCAUCCCCAUCAAUUACCUAGUAUCCCCAUCAAUUACCUAGUAUCCCCAUCAAUUACCUAGUAUCCCCAUCAAUUACCUAGUAUUCCCGAUCAGUUACUCAGUUAUCUCCACCAAUUACCCAGUUAUCUCCAACAAUUACCCAUUGAAUCUUAAAGAAAUUAAACAGCCUUAACACCAAGUGGUCAUGUGACUGCCUAAAGGACAUUGUGCAGUGAAAUGGAUAUCAUGCCAAACUCUUGUAAGAUACUAUAAUUAUAUUAACAUAGGUAUCUUUUUGGAAAUGGAGUCUACCAACCGGAUGAUGAUCAUCAAAGAAAUGGUUUCAUUUAUUAAAAGAAAGCCACAAACGUUAAC
Molecule: messenger RNA, 3037 nt
Organism: Lymnaea stagnalis (great pond snail)
Lineage: Eukaryota; Metazoa; Mollusca; Gastropoda; Lymnaeidae
Source: the annotation of a GenBank genome assembly